Messenger RNA from Esox lucius (northern pike), 960 nucleotides. RefSeq lists its product as uncharacterized. The transcript is spliced from 5 exons. The record is from RefSeq and is a predicted model, not a curated record. Lineage: Eukaryota; Metazoa; Chordata; Actinopteri; Esociformes; Esocidae. Bases 32 to 952 code for a protein of 306 amino acids.
CUUUGAUUUCCGAUCAAUUGAGGGAACAGAAAUGUUCCCUGGCGCCUGCCUAGUCCGUCGGCCUUCAAAGCAGCAGCAUGACGGCAGGGUGGAACAUGAAUGUCAGCAGGACCACACCGGGAGGUGGGCGCACGCUGUCGCCCCGCAUUUACAUAACAGCAGUACAGUGUGCAACCUGGUGAACCUGAGUCUGUGGCCUCUGGUGAUCCAUUGGAGGACCCACGGGCGCUGGGCCCUUGGCGAGGGUCUCUGUGAGGUCAUGGUGAGCGCCAAGCAGCUGACUUCCUCAGCAUCAUUCCACUAUGUGUGCUUCAUCUCCUUCUCCAUCUACCUCACGGUGGUGUGUGGCUGCGGUGGUCUGGUGAACAGCAAGGUGUUCCUGGUCCUGGAGGUGCUCUUCCCCCUGCUCCCAGUAGGGCUGAAGGAGCUGACCGAGUGGAUCCUGGCGAGCAGGGUGGAACAUCUGGACACCUUUAACCACACCUGCUUUUCCUACAUCAACGAUAAAGUCAUCCGGGUUCUCACGCUGGUCAAGAUCGCUGUGUUCCUGCCUCUGAACGUGUAUUUCUACGCCCAUGUGCUGCACACCAUUGUCAGGAGUGCCCUGGAGAUGCACAGGAGCCAGGCAGUCAAUAGGAAACUAGCCAAAGUUUUCAGUGCCAUCUGCCUGAUUACACUGCUGGCACAUCUUCCUGGGGGGGUAUUCACCCUGAUGAACGAGCCUACAGUGUGUCAGGAGAUGGUGAAGGAGUUUCUUCUAGACCUUCCUCUCAUCUCCAGCCCCAUUGUCCUUCUGUGUAUGAAUAAAGAGCUGCGGACCCCGUGCCUGACCUUAUUAAAACACAAAGCUGGCUCUCACAGCGAGAAAGACAAGUCAGGUAGCGAGACAGAUGAGCAACACAAGAGUAUGACCACGGGGGAGACAUUCAUAACCAGCGGGUGUAAUAUGUGAGGUGGAUA